AUGAGAAGAAAACAUAUUUUUCCUCUCCACCCUUGCAUAAUAGAUUUUGGCGUCUUCUUCAACAAUUUAUCUGGCAACAUUCCUCCAGAGUUCGGGCUCCAUUCAAGCCUCAGAAGAUUUGAACUUGCAUCAAACAGUUUAACUGGUGGUCUUCCUCAGAACUUGUGUUACCAUGGCAGUUUAUUUUGGUUAACAGCUUAUCACAACAAACUCAGUCGGGAAUUACCAGAAUCAUUAGGCAAUUGUAGCAGCUUGUUCGAGUUGAAGGUAUAUAACAAUGAGCUCUCUGGUGAAAUUCCUAGCAGCCUUUGGGAAUCUCAGCAUUUGUCAACUUUAAUGAUCAAUGACAAUAAGUUCACAGUCUAUAGUAUUAUUCUUGAUUGGCCAAGGAGAUUGCAAAUAGCCAUUGGGAUUGCACAAGGUUUGAGCUACAUGCAUCAUGAUAACUCACCGCCCAUUAUUCAUCGUGAUGUCAAAGUAAGCAACAUUCUCUUGGAUUCUCAGUUCAAUGCAAAAGUUGCAGAUUUUGGUCUUGCCAAGAUGUUGAUCAAACCAGGACAACUUGAUACCAUGUCAUGUGUGGUUGGCUCUUUGGUUACAUUGCUCCAGAGAGUGAAUGAAAAGGUUGAUGUACAUGGCUUUGGGGUUAUCCUUCUGGAACUGACAACAGGAAAAGAAGCUAACUAUGGAGAUGAGCACUCGUCUCUUGCAGAAUGGGCAUUGCAUCAGAUUCAACUAGGAAACAACAUAGAACAAGUUCUAGACAAAGAUGUUAAGGAAACUUCAUACUUAGAGGAAAUGUGCAGUGUCUUCAAGCUGGGGGUGAUGUGUACAGCCAAAGAGCCAGCUGGUAGGCCUUCUAUGAAGGAGGUUCUGAAUAUAUUGCUCAGCUUGAAAGAACCAUGUGGUUAUGUAGAAAUGAAUUUUGGUCAUUUUGAUGCUGUUCCUCUCCUAAAGAAUUCCAAAAGGGAGAGUAGGUUAGAUAAUGAUAAUGAUAGUUAA
Molecule: messenger RNA, 1002 nt
Organism: Neltuma alba
Lineage: Eukaryota; Viridiplantae; Streptophyta; Magnoliopsida; Fabales; Fabaceae
Product: LRR receptor-like serine/threonine-protein kinase HSL2
Exons: 3
Coding region: 1-1002 (333 amino acids)
Biological process (GO): protein phosphorylation
Molecular function (GO): ATP binding; receptor serine/threonine kinase binding; protein kinase activity
Source: RefSeq, a predicted model, not a curated record